AUGUCUGUUCAAAUGGAAAAGCUCAAACAAAAGUAUUUUUCAGUUUUUGAAAACUCAAUGGGCAUAAUAAAUAAUGUUCAAGCUCGCAUUCCUUUACGUGCUGUUGCAAAACCUGUCUUUAUUAAGGCAAGAAAAAUGCCUUUCGCUUUGCGAGAUGCAGUCGAAAAAGAAUUUUACGAAUUAGAAAAAAAUGGCAUAAUUGAAAAGUUUGAAACAUCAAGAUGGGCUACUCCCAUUGUCCCCGUUCGAAAACAGGGUGGUAAAGUUCGAAUAUGCGGAGAUUAUAAAAUCUCUUUAAAUCCGCAAAUUUUUGUUCAAGAACACCCCUUGCCAACAAUAGAAGAAUUGUUUGCGGCAAUGGCAGGUGAAGUUUAUCCCGAUGAUCGUGAGCAUCUUACGUUGAGUACUCACAGGGGUUUGUACAGGCCAACUAGAUUUAUGUAUGGAGUCGCGUCCGGUCCUGCAAAGUGGCAAAACAUAAUUGAGGAAAUCCUCAAGGAUAUCGAUUGCGUUUCGGUUUUCUCAGAUGAUAUCAAGAUAACUGCUCCAAACGAUGUUAUUCAUCUUCAGCGUCUCGAAGAAGUCUUAUCACGAUUAAGCAAGUACAACAUGAGAGUAAAUUUUGAAAAAUGUGAGUUUUCGGCUAGCGAAAUUGAGUAUUGUGAAUACAAGAUCGACUGCGAAGGUAUCCAUAAGUCGAUGCAAUAA
Eupeodes corollae is the source of this 708-nucleotide messenger RNA. RefSeq lists its product as uncharacterized. The record is from RefSeq and is a predicted model, not a curated record. Lineage: Eukaryota; Metazoa; Arthropoda; Insecta; Diptera; Syrphidae. The transcript is spliced from 2 exons. Bases 1 to 708 code for a protein of 235 amino acids.